UUCACGGUAACUUCUGCAAUUUCUAUCUCCCCAGUUUUCCUCUUCAUACUCCAAAAUUAUAAAUCCCCGCUUCCCCCACUCCACUUUCUCCCCAAAUUCAGUUUUCGUCUUUCCUUAACCUCUCUCAUCGUCCAAACUAAAACCAAACAACCAACUCAAAGCUUGCAACCAUGGCCUUCCGCCUUAGCAACAAUCUUGUUGGAAUCCUCAACUUCAUAACCUUCCUCCUCUCGAUCCCCAUCCUUGGAGCCGGCAUCUGGCUUAGUCGAGAAGGCGUGACGGAAUGCGAACGGUUUUUGGACAAGCCCGUUAUCGUAAUCGGAGUCUUCCUCAUGCUCGUCUCACUUGCGGGACUAAUCGGCGCGUGCUGUCGCGUCACUUGGCUACUCUGGCUUUACCUAGUCGUCAUGUUCCUCCUCAUCGUGCUCGGCAUCGUCUUCACCAUCUUUGCUUUCGCGGUGACGAAUAAAGGUGCUGGAGAAGCUUUGUCUGGGAAAGGGUACAAGGAAUACCGGCUUGGUGAUUACUCCAACUGGUUACAGAAGAGAGUCACUGGCCAGAAGAACUGGAAUAAGAUUAAGAGCUGUUUGGCUGAUAGUAAAGUCUGUACUGAUUUCCACGAUAAGUAUCUGAAUACUUCUGCCUCGGAGUUUUACCAGACGCAUUUGUCUUCCGUUCAGUCUGGUUGCUGUAAGCCAUCAAACGACUGCCAAUUCAUGUAUGUUGGACCGACAAACUGGACUAGAGGGAGUGCGGAAUCCAACAAUCCCGACUGCAAUUUAUGGAAUAACAACUUGAAUACUCUAUGCUUCGACUGCCAGUCAUGCAAGGCUGGAUUCAUAGACAACCUCAGGAGUUCUUGGAAGAAGGUGGCGAUUGUCAACAUUGUGUUCCUCAUCUUCCUCAUUAUUGUCUACUCUGUUGGCUGCUGCGCUUUCAGGAACAAUAGGAGAGACAAUUAUUAUCAGCAGCAGACCUGGAAACCUUGAGCUAAUCUUUGUUCUUAGUUUCCGAUUUUGGAUAUGGGCUGGGCUGGGUCUGGGCUGCUGUAUUUGCUUCCUAUUGUUUUCUGCAUUGUGUUUUAGUGUCUAUGCUUUACAUAUUGGAUCUUUUAUUGUAUAGCCGUUUUUCUCCACAUUUUGGAUAUUAUAUAUUUGAUCGUUUAUAUGCUUA
This is a messenger RNA of Gossypium raimondii (Peruvian cotton), 1173 nucleotides long. RefSeq names its product tetraspanin-8. Lineage: Eukaryota; Viridiplantae; Streptophyta; Magnoliopsida; Malvales; Malvaceae. Gene Ontology annotation, cellular component: plasmodesma; plasma membrane. Bases 171 to 989 code for a protein of 272 amino acids. Gene Ontology annotation, biological process: auxin-activated signaling pathway. The record is from RefSeq and is a predicted model, not a curated record. The transcript is spliced from 2 exons.